AUGUGCCUGCUGGCCGGCCUGUUCGGAGGGGACGCGCACCACGACGGCGACGGCGACUCUGCGCGGGCCGCCUGGAAGCCGUCCUGCGGGAACCUGGGGCUGCUGCUGCAGCGCUUCAUGGAGCUCGCAGUGAUGCCGUACAGCAGCGGGGCCGUGGCCACGGUCUCAGCGAUGCCGGUGCCCUCGGCCAGCCGCUUCUCGGCGGGCUCCUACCGCCUCAGCUCCUCGCUCAGCAGUCCCAGCUACUACACGUCCGAGUACCGCUCCAAGUACAGCACCCCCUCCAGCUCGACGUCGUCGGUGGCGGCGUACGGCCGGCGGCACCUGAGCCUGUCGGAGGCGGACUCCGGGCUGGGCGCCUCGUCGCGCUACAGCUCCGCCUCGGGCUCCAGCUUCAGCCUCUCGUCGUCGUCGUCGCGCGAGCGCAGCGAGGCGCGCGAGCCCGCCUACUCGCGGGCGUCCAGCCGGUCGCGCGCCGACUCCGGCGCCACCUCGGCGUCGGCGUCUGCCGGCUCGUCGGCCGGCGUCUCGGGCGGGCGCGCCCAGCGCAGCUCGACGGCGGCCGCGCUCGACGCCGUCCAGGACCUGUACAACAAGUACUCGCCGUCCGCCUACCUCGCCGAGCGGCCGCCGCGCGCCACCGUCGCCUCGACCACCGCGCAGCGCUACGCGCCGGCCGUCGCGGCCACGCGGACAGAGGAAAUCAGUGCUUCUCCACGUCUCUUGCGUGGCUAUUCACGAACUCCAGGAAAUGAACGCGGUGGUCUUGCUGGCUUGCGUAACAUUGGAAAUACAUGCUUCAUGAAUUCUGUGAUCCAGUGCCUCAGUAAUACAAAACCUCUGCUGGAAUACUUGCUCAAUGAUGGCCACCUGACUGACAUAAAUACAACUGUUUCUGGUAUGAAAGGAGCCCUCAUUAAAGCAUUCACUACAGUAAUUCAAGAACUAUGGCACAGUGACAGUAAUGGCACAGUCGUAAAUACUACAGCACUGAAAUCACAAAUCCAACGAUUUGCACCACGUUUUAUGGGCUACAGUCAACAAGAUGCUCAGGAAUUUCUGCGAUAUUUAUUAGAGGGGCUACACGAAGAUGUGAAUCGUGUUACUGUCAAACCUAAACCGAUUCUUACAGAAAUUGAUGAGACAUUAAGUGACCAGCAGAAAUCAGCCGAAGCUUGGAAACGGUACCUUCGUGCCGACGACAGCAAGAUAGUGGACAUCUUUGUGGGCCAACUCAAAUCGACACUGCGAUGUACGGUGUGUGGUCACUGCUCUGUGACAUUUGAUCCAUUUUGGGAUCUCUCUCUGCCUAUCCCCGUGCGUACGGGGCAAGUACGUCUCCAGCAGUGUCUUGACAGUUUCACACGGGAGGAAGUCCUCGAUGGUGAUGAGAAACCUACAUGUUCAAAGUGCCAGAUGCGUCGAAAAUGUACAAAAAGUUUCACUAUCCAGAAGUUUCCGAAGAUUUUGGUGCUUCAUUUGAAACGGUUUUCACCUACUGAAAGGUUCCGUGGUAAAUUGAAUGUGACUGUUGACUUUCCACUAACUGGCCUAGACCUGAGUGCGUAUGCUGCUAACAGGGGUCAGGGUUGCACCUACAACUUGUAUGGAGUUGCAAACCACUCUGGGACAACUUACUCGGGACACUACACUGCGUACUGCAAGCAUCCUUAUACGGGAGAAUGGCACGAGUACAAUGACUCGAGGGUAUCAACCAUUUCAUCUAGAAGUAUCAUGUCAAGUGAAGCCUAUGUCCUAUUUUAUGAACUUUUUGGACACACCUCACAUUUAUAAUCUUAGUGUGCCUCCAUUAUAUUGUGCUUCACCAGUUGAAAAGUGAAAGAACACUUAAAAUCUCAGAUUUUAUACAAAAUUUGACAUUGAUCAUGGUAUUAUUUAUUUAAUUUUGAAAUUAACUGAGGAGGUGUUGCCUGUUUUUUAUUGCUGGAAAGUUUUUUAAAUUAUAUGUUUGUUUUAAAGCAAUGUAACAAGCAAAUUGUGUGAAAGAGAAAGUGAGAAAGACACGUCAGAAAUCUUAAGAAAAUUGUAUAUUAUUAAAAUAAAAGAGAAACUAUCAAACUUCUCAUAAUAUUAUGAACAAGAGUAAUGAAAUAAUUUCAUUAUUUGUCAUAAAAUAACCUGCAUGAUGCACUAGUACAAACAAAAUGUCCCUGUUAUUGUCAUUGUGCAUCACAGCUAACUAUGUUUAACAACUGAGUGGAUUUUUUUUAAAUAUAUGUAAGAAUCAUUAUGCCUGUGAGUAUUUUUUUAAUUUUAAAAAUAUUUUAUAAGGGUAUAGAAAUGUUACCAUAAGCAAUGUAUUGCAAAUGUUCUCUUUUGACUUAUAUAUCACGAGUUCAUCUUUGGUACUUAUGGUUAAUAUGACUUGACCAAGGAUCUAACAGUUUAUCUUUAAUUUAUUUUACAAGUGAAUCAUUAUUUUUACUAUUUCAUGAGUAAUGUUAAGCUGUUUAGUUUCUUUCAGCAUGAUACACUGUACAUAAUUUACAGGCUGAAUCAUAGAUGAUCAACUUCUUCCCUCUUAAUAAAUGGUGCCAGGUAUAUGGAAUUCAGUUUUUAACUGCGUUAUAGGUAUUCCAGUAUUUGUGUGGAGAAAAACCUUAUUUAUUCUCAACAUAAAUAUUUCUGUUCAUGAAUUUAUAUCAUCUAAGAUGUCAAGGAUAGGUAUAUGUGUAAUACAUCUGGAAGGUACACAAAUAAUAAUUUCAUAAGAAGCUAAGUGGAAGUAAUGAGAGAGUAAAAUUGGGCGGGGGAGGGGAGGGGGGGACACCCUGAAAAUUAAUAAGAAAACAUAAAAAAAUAAAAAAAGAUUUCAACUAUAAACUUAAACUUGAACCAUUCAUUCUUCCUGUGCAUGUAUUGCUUCUCUGUAGAAGAAGAUCAUUACCAUAAUUUAAGAAAUAUUUAUUGUUGUUACUUGCCAUGUGGUGUCUUUUGUAAAUAUACCAGUGUCCAUAAGAAAUACUCUACUUUUGGCCAUAACUAUCAACAAUAAAUGUUGAUGGUUUCCUUAAAUGGCAUGUAUCUUUUUAUUGCACCUCUAUGAAGGUGGGUUGUGAAUACAGAGCUCGAUUGUGAUUGGUGUUGAUAUUUCAAGUAAUUGUUGUGAUUAUAAUUGUGAUAAGUAGCACUGUGAUGAAACUUUAUAAGCUUACGUCAGCAGACAACAAUGAACAAUUCAUGGACUAAUAUAGAUUACAGAAGAUGGCAUUGUGUCAUAUAGUAAACAUUGUUUUAGGGUAUAUUGCGUUGUACACUGGCAAAUAAUAGUGGAAAGCAUUGUUGGUUUCUAAAUGACAGUCAUGUUGGAAAUUAAUUUAGUCUUAGAUUCACUGUCAAAUAUCAUUUUUCUAUUCAUUCCAACAUAUUAUUUAUUAAUAUAAAUGUUUUGUUGUACUCUUAUUGUCUAGAAGAAUUUGUUUUACUAGACAUAACCAGCAGUAGUUGAAGCAUUGCAAACACAGUGUACAUACAUUUAAACAGCUUAUCAUUUGUGGAAUUUCUCAGAUGCUUAUGUAAUUUGUGACCAUGACUGAUGCAGGGAGCACAGUCCUAAUAAUCUGUGAUGCAGAUUAAUAUUGUAGAAAAAAGCUGAAGAAUCUCAACAUGGCCCAAAUAAGUCAUAUUUUAUACCUAAAAUGGGAAUUUUGUCCUUUAUUAGACCUGAUGUCUCCCUGGAUCAAUCCUUCUUCAGCUCACUUUGCAAGGGAAAAGGAGAAUUCAGUGGUCCUGAUGACUGUCAUAGGAAUAUUGCUGGCUCUGCCCAUUUUCGGUGUUGUAGUGUGUGAUGUUUAACCUCAUUUAGUAGCCAAAGAAAUGUUACUUGUUUACUGUAAAUACCCAAAUUUGUUGCCCACUUCCACAUAACUACACACAGCCAUAGAACGUACAUUUAAAGCCUAAAAUGAGAUUAAAAGAAUGAACAAAGCAAGAAAAUUUGACAUUUGUGUUAGAUGUUGCUGUUACUCUUGUUUCUUAUAAAAUCAUAUUUUAGUGCUGUUGUUGCAGUAAAUCUGUGGUCACCAAGGUACUGUACUUUGGGAUGUAGUUUAGGUUCAAACCUCAGAAGUAAUAUUGAGAUAUGAGUUACUGUUGCGUAAGGCUGUGCACAAAAUUAUGCUAACAGAAAUCAUUUUCGUAAGUAAUGUUUUGGUAUGUAGCAUAGUAGUUAUUGUAAAAAUACAAAAUCUGUUAAAUUUAUAAACACUGUGCAUAGACCACAGAAGGAUAACAUUAUGAGUUAACAGUAUGCAUAACAACCAACCAAUGAAAGAUCAGCUACACAUUUUUGAAUUCUGUGAGCUACCUGCAGUGUCCUUUGUUGUUUUAUAUAAGUAAGCUAUAUAACUUAAAUAUUUAUUUAUUUAUAAAUUGCCUGAACAUAAAUUAAAAUCAGUUGUACAUAAAAUGGCUCACUAUUUAAAUAAUUCAAACAGCCUCAACUUGAGAAUGAAAAAUUACAUAUGUAGCUAUUUGUGUACAUAUGUUCUCUAACGUGGAGAGACAUGUAUCAAAAAUAUUUUUCUGCAAUACAGCUACCAUGUAGCAAUAGUUCUGGAAUACCUAACAUGUAUAGCUUUCUGAAAUUUCACACAGAUUACAAAAUGCUUUAUGCUUUA
Molecule: messenger RNA, 4640 nt
Organism: Schistocerca nitens (vagrant locust)
Lineage: Eukaryota; Metazoa; Arthropoda; Insecta; Orthoptera; Acrididae
Product: ubiquitin carboxyl-terminal hydrolase 2-like
Exons: 10
Coding region: 1-1794 (597 amino acids)
Biological process (GO): protein deubiquitination
Cellular component (GO): cytoplasm
Molecular function (GO): cysteine-type deubiquitinase activity
Source: RefSeq, a predicted model, not a curated record